GCUAAUCUGUAAGCGCCAUGUCAUUAUAUAUAUGUUUGGUAACAAGUAGAGCAGCUCUGUGUGCUCGCCUGGCGGCGGAAGUGGACCGCAGCAAGCAGAACAAGAUUGUUGGAAACCCAGGACAUGAUGGCUGAGCUGACCGGAAAGGUCCAAACUGUACUGGGUCUGGUGAAUCCAGACCAACUGGGCCGCACCAUGACCCAUGAACACCUGACCAUGACCUUCGAGUGUUGCUACAUCCCCCCUCCUCCAGGCGAUGAGGCAGUGGCAGAGAACCCCUUCCAGAUGCAACAUAUGUACUGGCUGAGGCAGAAUCCUUACAGCUGCCGCGAGAACCUGCUGCUGCAGCAGGAGACCAGUGCCGUGCGGGAUGAGCUGCUGGCCUAUAAGAAGGCCGGUGGGGGCACAAUAGUGGAGAACACCACCACGGGCAUCAGCCGAGACCUUCCAACCCUCAAGCAGCUGGCCAAGGACACAGAGGUCCACAUCAUUGCAGGAGCAGGGUACUAUGUGGACUGCACGCACAGCGAAGCCACCAAGGAAAUGAGUGUGGAGAAGCUCACUGACAGCAUUGUCAGCGAGGUGCUUCACGGCGCAGAUGGCACAGACAUCCGCUGCGGCAUGAUUGGAGAGAUCGGCACUGGCUGGCCCAUCACAGACAGCGAGACCAAGGUGCUGAAGGCCACGGCUCAUGCUCAGACUCAGCUCGGGUGCCCCGUUAUCAUUCAUCCCGGCCGGAAUCCUGCCGCUCCGGCAGAAAUUGUCCGGAUUCUCCAGGAGGCCGGUGGUGACAUCAGCAAAACUGUCAUGUCUCACAUGGACAGAACUAUACUAAAUGAAACUGAACUUCUUGAGUUUGCUAAACUGGGGAGUUACUUGGAGUAUGAUCUGUUUGGAACGGAGAUGCUGAACUACUCAUUUAACCUGGAUGUGGACAUGCCCAGUGACUGCCAGAGAGUCAAGACGUGAGUAACACUGCUCUGGGAGGGCUACGAGGACAAGAUUCUGAUUGCACACGACAUCCACACCAAGAACCGUCUGACCAAGUAUGGCGGUCAUGGCUAUUCUCACAUCCUGAAGAACAUUGUGCCGAAGAUGCUGACAAGGGGCAUCUCGCAGCCCCAGGUGGAUAAGAUCCUCAUAGACAACCCGAAACGCUGGCUGACCUUCAAGUAAAGCAAAAAAAAAGAGCCGAGGCGGGCAUUUUGAUGUAACUAUUAGUUUAUCUUCAGAUGAUGACUGAACACCUCACAAUGAAAGCUUCAUGAUCUUUGCAAUAAUCACAGCCCAAAGUGAAUCAUGAAUCUGCCUUGACACUUAAACCAAUAAGUUACAUGGUUUCUUUAAUGUCAAUGUUCUCAAAUUUUUCAACAAAGAAUAAUUUUUUUUAUUACUUUGUCUUGCCAAAAAAAUAAUGAAGGGAUGUUUUAUAGAGAUCCUUAUUAAUUAAAACGUCAUUUUAUGCUUGCGAUUGCACAUUAUUCCCCUUGAAAGUAUAUUGUCUAAGGGGGGCCUUAAAUAACUUGUAGUGACAUUUCUGCAAAC
Monopterus albus (swamp eel) is the source of this 1545-nucleotide messenger RNA. It is a transcript of the gene pter, whose product is annotated as phosphotriesterase related. The transcript is spliced from 5 exons. Gene Ontology annotation, molecular function: zinc ion binding. Gene Ontology annotation, biological process: catabolic process. The record is from RefSeq and is a predicted model, not a curated record. Lineage: Eukaryota; Metazoa; Chordata; Actinopteri; Synbranchiformes; Synbranchidae.